Chanos chanos (milkfish) is the source of this 790-nucleotide messenger RNA. RefSeq names its product RNA polymerase II, I and III subunit F (gene polr2f). Gene Ontology annotation, molecular function: DNA binding. Gene Ontology annotation, biological process: tRNA transcription by RNA polymerase III; transcription by RNA polymerase I; transcription by RNA polymerase II. The transcript is spliced from 5 exons. The record is from RefSeq and is a predicted model, not a curated record. The coding region runs from base 80 to 463 and encodes 127 amino acids. Gene Ontology annotation, cellular component: RNA polymerase I complex; nucleus; RNA polymerase II, core complex. NCBI's taxonomy places the organism in Eukaryota, Metazoa, Chordata, Actinopteri, Gonorynchiformes, Chanidae.
CACACUGGACUACUUUUCCUCCUCGUUUUUGUCUUAUUUUGGACAUUCCGAUCACCUGAAACUCUAAAAAUAAGCGAAUAUGUCUGAUAACGAAGACAAUUUCGAUGAUGGAGACUUCGAUGACGUUGAAGAGGACGAGGGGUUGGAUGAUUUGGAAAACGCAGAAGAUGACGACCAGGAGAAUGUACAGAUCCUUCCGGCAGGGGAGGGGCAGCAGGCCAAUCAGAAAAGGAUCACCACUCCUUACAUGACUAAAUAUGAGAGAGCCCGAGUGUUAGGGACGCGAGCCCUGCAGAUAGCAAUGUGUGCUCCCGUGAUGGUGGAGUUAGAAGGUGAAACAGAUCCCCUCCAAAUCGCCAUGAAGGAGCUCAAGAGCAGGAAGAUUCCCAUCAUUAUUCGGCGGUACCUGCCUGACGGGAGCUAUGAAGACUGGGGCUGUGAUGAGCUGAUCAUCACUGAUUAAACACAGACACACUCAGACCUUCCACAGGACGGAACUCUGACUGCACCGGGUUCCGUUACACUCAACAUUCUAAUGACUCCCUCUCAGAAAGUUCCGGAAAUCCCUUUAUGACAUCACUGCCUAUGAGGAGUGCAAUCGAACUGUGCUGUAUAGAAGACCAUUAUUAAAUAUGAUUCUGUCUGGGUCGGUUCUGAGCCCUAAGCUGGCUCUCUUUCGUAUGCCGGUUCGUCCCAGUUGCAACCUGCGUCCACCAGACGAAUCGGGGCAGUAACGCUCUUUCUCAGAAAAACGAUGUAACUGUACACAUGCUUUUCUCAUUCGUAUGAA